Rhinopithecus roxellana (golden snub-nosed monkey) is the source of this 2758-nucleotide messenger RNA. RefSeq names its product peptidylprolyl isomerase like 2 (gene PPIL2). Bases 117 to 1679 code for a protein of 520 amino acids. The transcript is spliced from 21 exons. The record is from RefSeq and is a predicted model, not a curated record. Gene Ontology annotation, biological process: protein folding; protein polyubiquitination; protein peptidyl-prolyl isomerization. Gene Ontology annotation, cellular component: catalytic step 2 spliceosome. Lineage: Eukaryota; Metazoa; Chordata; Mammalia; Primates; Cercopithecidae. Gene Ontology annotation, molecular function: peptidyl-prolyl cis-trans isomerase activity; ubiquitin-ubiquitin ligase activity.
GUUUCCGGGGCGAGCCACGGAACCCGGAAGUGGUCACGGAACUCGGCCGUGGCUCCAUGGUCUGAGUGGUCAGCGGUUGCUUUUUCGUGCUCGGUAGUCGCCGCCGCCGCGCCGCCAUGGGGAAGCGACAGCACCAGAAGGACAAAAUGUACAUUACUUGUGCUGAAUAUACUCACUUUUAUGGUGGCAAGAAGCCAGAUCUCCCACAAACAAAUUUUCGUCGUUUACCUUUUGACCACUGCAGUCUCUCUCUGCAGCCCUUUGUCUACCCAGUCUGCACUCCAGAUGGCGUCGUCUUUGACUUGCUGAACAUUGUUCCGUGGCUUAAGAAGUACGGGACCAACCCCAGCAAUGGAGAGAAGCUGGACGGGAGGUCCCUGAUCAAGCUGAACUUUGCCAAGAACAGUGAGGGGAAGUACCACUGCCCAGUGCUAUUUACGGUGUUCACCAACAACACCCACAUCGUGGCUGUGAGGACGACUGGCAAUGUCUACGCCUAUGAGGCAGUGGAACAGCUAAAUAUCAAGGCCAAGAACUUCCGGGACCUGCUGACCGAUGAGCCCUUCUCCCGGCAGGACAUUAUCACCCUCCAGGACCCCACCAAUUUGGACAAGUUCAAUGUCUCUAACUUCUAUCAUGUGAAGAAUAACAUGAAAAUAAUAGACCCAGAUGAAGAGAAGGCCAAACAGGACCCGUCUUAUUAUCUGAAAAAUACAAAUGCCGAGACCCGAGAGACCCUGCAGGAGCUCUACAAGGAGUUCAAAGGGGAUGAGAUUCUGGCAGCCACCAUGAAGGCCCCAGAGAAGAAGAAAGUGGACAAGCUGAACGCUGCCCACUAUUCCACAGGGAAGGUCAGCGCUUCCUUCACUUCCACUGCGAUGGUCCCGGAGACGACACAUGAAGCAGCUGCCAUCGAUGAGGAUGUGCUCCGCUACCAGUUUGUGAAGAAGAAGGGCUACGUGCGACUGCACACCAACAAGGGAGACCUCAACCUGGAGCUGCACUGCGACCUGACACCAAAAACCUGCGAAAACUUCAUCAGGCUUUGCAAAAAGCAUUAUUACGAUGGCACCAUCUUCCACAGAUCCAUCCGGAACUUUGUGAUCCAAGGGGGCGACCCCACAGGCACAGGCAUGGGCGGGGAGUCGUACUGGGGGAAGCCCUUCAAAGAUGAGUUCCGGCCCAACCUCUCUCACACGGGCCGCGGCAUCCUCAGCAUGGCCAACUCAGGGCCCAACAGCAACAAAUCUCAAUUCUUCAUCACAUUUCGCUCCUGUGCCUACCUGGACAAGAAGCACACCAUCUUUGGACGGGUUGUUGGGGGCUUUGACGUACUGACAGCCAUGGAGAAUGUGGAGAGUGACCCCAAAACUGACCACCCUAAGGAAGAGAUCCGCAUCGAUGCCACUACGGUGUUCGUGGACCCCUAUGAGGAGGCUGAUGCCCAGAUCGCCCAGGAGCGGAAGACACAGCUCGAGGCAGCCCCGGAGACCAAAGUGAAGAGCAGCCAGCCCGAGGCAGGGAGCCAGGGCCCCCAGACCUUCCGCCAGGGCGUGGGCAAGUACAUCAACCCAGCAGCCACGAAGCGAGCGGCAGAGGAAGAGCCCUCAACCAGCGCCACUGUCCCCAUGCCCAAGAAGAAGCCCAGUCGGGGUUUUGGGGACUUCAGCUCCUGGUAGCAGCAGUUCCAGGCUGUACCUCUGCCCUUCCUUUUCUCCUCACUGAUGUUGAAGCCGCAGGCCCGAGCCCUUUGUCUCCCUGGAUGCCAGGUGGUGCCUCAUCUGCAUCCCUGCCUCACCCCGUCCACUGCCACAGGCUGCCUGAUGAUCGCUAGAGGCAUGUCUGCCCCUUGUCACCCUGCUGCACACCAGCCUCUGGUCCUUCAUCAUGCUAAGAACAAGAACUGCACCACGGCUGACUCCGCCUCUUCUCCAGCCUAUCCCUCUGCAGCCUGUCACCCCAUCUGUGACUGUUGAUCAGGCCCCUGGAGUGACUUUUGAUGCCCUCAAUGCCUCGCACCAGGCACUGUCUUCAGCGAGGUCUGGUCUAGCCCUGGCAGGGGCUUACUUGUAAGAGGCUCAGACACCAAGCUGGGCCUGCACAGGAGGAGCGCAGUGUCCAGGGUACAGGUGUGGGGGGGAGGUGAAAACUGACCAGGAAGGGAGAAGCAGGUUUGGAGAGGACCCUGUGGCCACCCUGGCUGGCCCUGACUGUAUUCUCUGGCCACAUUCAAAUCCCCGCAAUGGUGGGGGCAGAGAAGUAGGACCAGACCGCCCUUGGCUCCAGAGCUUGAAGAACCUAAGACAGCCCUCUGCUCUCAGGGGUGCCAGAGCGAGCCUGGGCUCAGCCUUCCGCAUCAGGACAUGGCCUCGUCCACUGAGAGCACAAUUUAAACAAACAUUUGACAUCAGAAGCUUUAUUUGUAAACCUCACACAGAUAAGGACCAAGGGCUGGCAGCGUGGCCAGAGGACAGGGGAAGUUGAAGGCCCCGUGCUUGAGCUUGGCAGUCCUGCUCCUUGCAGUGAAGCCGCCGUGGGUGACCGUCCAGCCUCACCCAGUGGCCUGCACAGUGAGGGAAGGGCUUCAGGACCGUCUGCCCCUGGGGCAGGGGAUAGGCCACCAAGGACCUUGGCAAGUGAAGGUUUACAUUUCUGUAGUUUGUUUUAGAGCUUAAUUUGCAGGUUUUUAGCUAUUAAAACCACUUGAAUUUUUAACAACCUGAUGAGGGCAUCAGGUAAAUUAAGGAUUUUGGGAAGA